ACAUAGUGUCUUCCCCGUCCUCUGCAUGUGUCCAUGUUAGAUGUCAGCCCGGGCAUCUCAUCUACUUUCCUGCACUCUUUCUUGGCUGUUAACAACUGUCUUAAGCUUGCCCAACUGUCUGGACUGAACAAGUUUUAAGUGUACAGUCUUAAGGCAGAAUUCCAGCAUUUAAAGUUUCUCAAUCGUUGAUCAUAGCAAAAUGCCAUUGGGAGAGGAUGAACAUUCCUGGAAAAAGAAAACAUCCAGCAUCAAGGAAAUCUAUGACUUCAAAGAAGUUUUGGGAACGGGGGCUUUCUCUGAAGUGGUGCUUGCUGAAGAGAAGAGGACGAGAAAACUAGUGGCGAUAAAAUGCAUCCCGAAAAAAGCUCUGGAGGGAAAGGAAAACAGCAUUGAGAAUGAGAUUGCUGUGCUCCACAAGAUUAAACAUGCCAACAUAGUUUCCCUAGAGGACAUCUAUGAGAGUAAAUCACACCUCUACCUUGUCAUGCAACUGGUUUCCGGUGGUGAACUCUUUGACAGGAUUGUGGAAAAAGGAUUUUACACAGAGAAAGACGCCAGUAAGCUCAUCCAACAGAUCUUGGACGCUGUGAAAUACCUACAUGACAUGGGCAUCGUGCACAGAGAUCUGAAGCCAGAGAACCUGCUGUAUUACAGUAUGGAUGAAGACUCCAAAAUAAUGAUCAGUGAUUUCGGCCUGUCAAAGAUCGAAGGUUCGGGCAGCGUGAUGAGUACAGCGUGUGGCACACCAGGAUAUGUGGCUCCUGAGGUUCUGGCACAGAAGCCGUACAGUAAAGCAGUGGACUGCUGGUCAAUCGGAGUCAUCGCAUACAUCCUUUUAUGUGGAUAUCCGCCAUUUUACGAUGAAAAUGAUGCAAAGCUCUUUGAACAGAUUCUGAAGGCAGAGUAUGAGUUUGAUUCACCAUACUGGGAUGAUAUCUCUGACUCAGCCAAAGAUUUCAUCGUGCAUUUAAUGGAGAAAGAUCCCAGCCUGCGUUACACAUGCGAACAGGCUCUUCAGCACCCCUGGAUCGCUGGAGACACAGCACUGGACAAGAACAUCCAUGAAUCUGUCAGCGCCCAGAUCAAAAAGAACUUUGCCAAAAGCAAGUGGAAGCAAGCAUUUAACGCCACAGCAGUAGUUCGUCACAUGCGCAGGCUGCAGUUGGGAACCAGUCAAGAAGGCCAGAUGCAGUCCACCCUGCCCAGCCCCUGCCAUGGACACCUGCUGCUGGCCGAAGGAGAUGAGGAAGAGAGCUCCCUGCAGAGGGAAAAUAGUGGCUGUUCCGAGGAUGUCAGUGAAGGAAACGACACCCAAAACUGCACCUACCACGUCCAUCCCACCAGUCGGGUCUGAGUGUCAAUUAUCCUACAGUAACCAAUGACUGACUGUCCUGUUUUUCCAUUGGUGUCCUGCCACACCCCAGUCUGACCAGGAAUACUGAGUAACUCCAGCUUCCUGCCACAAGGAGGCACGGCAGUGUAAAGAACCUAGGUGGGAACAGGGUCACUACUAUUCCAAUGAAAGGAUUCUGUUUAAUGAAAGGAGAGUUCAAAAAGAAAAGAGACAAGAAGAUUGCCAGAGGUGCUUUAUGCGUAAUAUAUGCUAUUGUGGGAGCUGGAUAGUGUUUGGACAGUGUUUUAACUAAUUUUUAAAACAUCUAUUUUUAUGUAAUUUCCUGAACUAGGAGUAUAGUGGGCCUAUAUCUGUCUAUGUCUGUCUUCUUUAAAAAAAUGAGUGCCACGUUUUGCCUAAAGGUUGUUUUCUAUGGCUGUUGGUAUGUGGCCUAAUUCAGUCCACACAAUAGUUUUAGAUCUGUCAAGAUUUUACAAGGUUGCAGAAAUAUUGAAUUUUGCAGGGCACACUUCACAACAGGUUUCACAGCCAUGAGAUUUUACAAGAUUCCACAUCUCGAUUGCUCUGCACUUCCAUAAGAGGCACUAAUUAAGUCUAAAUUACAUUUUGAUUUGUCUUUGGUUCACUUUUUAAGGUUGUGUUACACCAUGUCUACUCAACAAAUCUUUAACUCAUUGUCAGUAUGCUUAAGAGCCUUUUUGUGGCAUCGGAUGUUUUCUGUCGUGCCUUCAUGGAUUCAGUAUCAAUGUUGUAUUUUUUUAUUUGUUCACAAAUUUCUUUGUUCUAUUUUUGUCUUAUUAGUUGGGAAUGUUGUAAGCUGUACAUGUUAAAACGGUUGUUUACUGUCAAGUUUACCUACAAGGCUAUAGCUUUACUAUGUCGGUAGACCCUUUGUAAAUGUGUAAUGUGUGCUGCCAUCCUUGUAAAUACUGCAGAGCUUUUGUUUCAUCUUCAUAUUUUGUAAACCCCUUUCUAUUACAGCGUUAAAGUACUCAGGGGAGGAAUAGAAAUCAGAGGAUUUUGAUAUAUUGAGUGGUCGUUUUACAAGGGAAAAAAGCUAUAGGAAACUGAAAUACACAUCACUACAAGGCUAUGCUUCUAACUAUAUUUGACAUUCUGGAUUCUUUUCGAUGUUGGAACCUGUAUGAAACUAACCUCCAUUAAAGGAUGUGAAUGUGUGACUUUA
Myxocyprinus asiaticus (Chinese sucker) is the source of this 2540-nucleotide messenger RNA. RefSeq names its product calcium/calmodulin-dependent protein kinase type 1-like. The transcript is spliced from 12 exons. Gene Ontology annotation, cellular component: intracellular anatomical structure. Gene Ontology annotation, biological process: peptidyl-serine phosphorylation. NCBI's taxonomy places the organism in Eukaryota, Metazoa, Chordata, Actinopteri, Cypriniformes, Catostomidae. Bases 200 to 1354 code for a protein of 384 amino acids. Gene Ontology annotation, molecular function: ATP binding; calmodulin binding; calcium/calmodulin-dependent protein kinase activity. The record is from RefSeq and is a predicted model, not a curated record.